UUUACGUUACUCGACGUACGGAUGUAAACAUCUUAGGGGUCUCAAAUCUCAGCAGCCCAACCCACUAGUAUUUAGAAACGCGAUAGAAAGAAAUGGACCAGUAUGGGGAUAAAAAUGGAUAUCUUGAGCUGUCACAAAAUCCUAUAAGAUUUGAACCUGUCAGCAAAGUCACUAAUGUAUUUUUUGAUGACACUAGUAAAGAGGUUCUAAGUGUGCGAGGUGGCGGAAUACUAGGAGUGGUAGUGAGGGGAAUUGGCCGUGACCACACCUUCCGAAUGGAAGAUCAUGGAACCAUAUCAUCCCUUAAAUUUUCACCAGAUCACUCAGUUUUAGCUGUCCAACGAAGCAAGAAUGCAGUGGAAUUACUCACUUACACAGAGGGUGAAGUUGGUCCUGGAAGUGUUCAAGAGUGCCGUGCAAAAACUGCAAACCUACUUGGGUUCAUCUGGACACACAAUGAGGACCUAGUUUUAGUAACAGAUCAUGGUGUUGAAUUUUAUCAGACACAGCAUGUUGCAAAGGAUCGUGUAAGCAUUCGUCAUAUACGAAACUAUAGUCUCACUUGCUCUUGGUUUGUUUGGAGCACAGAAUGUUCACUUUUGCUCCUUUGUACUGGGUCUGCUCCUACCACCACCACACUCCAGCCCUUCAUGUUCAAGCCAGGACAGUCCAACAAACUAAAUAAAUUUGAAGUGGAAGUAAGUAGUGGCAGUAGCAUUCACACCCCUGGAGUGACACUGGGUGAGCGAGAUGUAUGUGUUGGCACCAUAUAUGGUCAGGUGUCAAUCUGUGUAUUGCGUCAUCCAUCCACCCCCACUGUUGCUGCACACCUAGAUGUAUAUUCACAGAAUAAAGAUGGAGCCUUUAAAAGAACUCACAUCUGUCGUUUGGAGUUAACAGGGCGUUUUGCUGUAAAUAUCAUUGACAGUCUCAUAAUUGUCCACCACCAGGCAUCCAAGACAUCUCUUCUCUUUGAUAUUCUACUUGGUGGAGAAGUAAAUGGUGGAAUAACAUCGGUAUACCCAAUAACAGUGCCAAGAUCUAUUCAGCCAUUUUCACUGGUGGAACCUGAUGCCGUCCCUUCUACUACUUCACAACCUAUAUCUCUUCCAUGUGAGCUGUAUGCACCGACAUGGGUUGUGUUUCAGCCAGAUAUUGUUAUUGAUGCUCGACUUGGGUGUAUGUGGCACCUGCGGCUGCGUUUGGACUCCUUGGCAAGUGCCGUGGAAGAUAAAAGUCAGCUGGUAGACUGUCUUCUUAGAAGGAAACAAGCAAAACCUCUUGUAUUGUCUGUUGUGAAAAAAGUUGUGGAGUCAGGCCAGCUAACAUCUUUAGGCCAGAUAUUCGAUAAAAUCAACAUUGCUUAUCGACAACAUCUAAACACCGUCUUACAAUCUCAGAAGACAUGCCAGAUCAUGAUGGGGGAAAGUGUGAGCGCCCCUGCAGUGUCAAGCAGUGUUCCCGAGAGGAGAGGUGUUGUCAUUGAGCAGGCUGAUAUGUACAGUAGUGUCCUAGCUCCACUCAUGGAAGAAGCUGAGAAAGAGGAAGCCAGAGAAAAAACAAAUGUAAAACAUGAAGGUGGCUGUCAGACAGCUGUGUCUUCCAAGAUGGUGGUCGGUGUGGUAAUUGAAUAUACACGGUCUCUGGGCACUGUUGGUGUAACUGUCCAACAUUUUCUUUAUGAGUUAGUAAUCAAUGCUCUUGUCCGAGCUCGUCAGUUCUAUCAGCUGCAUCAGCUCCUGCAAUAUCAUGUUUUGGCUGACUCAAAACCCCUGGCCUGUCUGCUGUUAUCUCUGGUAGGCGUGUAUGCUGCAGGUCAGCAGCUGAGUCUAGACAUGUUGUGUCGACUCAACACAGCUCAUGAUGAAAUUAUUGAAGUAUUACUGUCUCAGCACCAGGUCACUCCAGCACUCAGAUAUGCUCGGAGUGUGGGACUUGGAGAGUCAGUGUCAGCUCGUAAGUUUCUGGAGGCUGCCAUGGUGGGUGGCAACCCACAGGUAUUCUACUCUACCUUUACCUUUUUUGUGCUUCGCAACACAAGACUUCGUGGGAGUGCAGCUUUUGCCAAAGGUGAGCACUGUGAUAUCUAUGUUGAACACUAUAAGAAACUCUUUGGUGAAGUACCUGACUAUGGGCCCCUGCAGUCCUAGGACAAGAGUGGAUAAGACUUCAUCCAGAAGAAACUCUGACCAAGAAUUUAGUUGACUGACAUGAAUAACACAAUUCAUUUUAGAGUGGGCUAGCUCUAUACAAAAGUAAAAGACUAUUUACUUGCUGUUAACCAGAGCUUAGGUGACAUUUAUGUAUCUGUUACUCGGAUCCAUAAAUGUUUGAUCUGUAUAAAAUGUCAAAUUUAAAAUCAACUCCAGUACCCUUGGUUCCUGUAUAUUCCUGAUCACUAAAUCACUUCUCUUCAUCUCACACCAGAUUAUAUUUCCAUUCUACCUAGUCGUAAGUCUCAUGAGCUAUGCUGCAGAACAAAUGUGUGCGCCCAUAGAGAAAAAUCUUUACUGAAAAUUUUAUAGCAAGAACAGUGUUUAACUUUUAUAAUACUGUAUAUGUGAUAAAAUUGUCAGACAUGAGGAAGAAUCCCACUGCUGUCGAGGCAACUCUAACUUUGUAACUGUCACAAUUUUACCAUAUAUUUUAUCCUACAAUAAUGAUCUACUGUAACCUGACAGCAUUCUGUAAUAUAAUACCAAGUGCUGUUAGGACUUGAGUAGGACUAGAUGUAUAUGGGCCCAUUUAAGCUUGGGCUCGUCUCUGUAUGUUCUUGGCAAGCUGGUCAGGAGUGUGAACCAGGCCGUUAAUGAUGCAAGUAACAGGGUUAUAACAGUUGCAUCAAACACUGGCCAAUGCAACAUACACAGAUGACAAAUCCUGAAUGUUAUUCAAACUCUCAUAAAGUAUUUAAAUAUUGGCAUGUUAAUUAACGUAUCCAUGUACCUGUUAAAUGUGUAAUUAUACUUUAACCUUUUAGAUAGGUAGAAAAGAAUAAAAGCCUAUGAGAAAUUACAAAAUUAUAGUAUUGCAUUAAAAUUUGGUUACCAAAAAAACAUUAUUUUUACAUACAGUAUUACAUAAUCUUACGUUGUGGAUAUAUAACAAAUGUAACACAAUGGUCAGCACAGUCAAUUACAAAUUUAACAGUAGUCAGCACAGUCAAUUCACAAGCGAAAGUCCUGGGUUCAAUUCCUGUGGCUGGAUGAAAACAUUUGAGCAUGUUUCCCCUUCCUAUAAUGCCUCUAAUCAUCUGGCAGUAAAUAGGUAUCUGGGUGUUAGGUAACUGUUGUGGGUUGCAACCUGGGAAAGCUUCCUGUCCCUGACAAGAGGACACCAUAUAUAAAUACAGUACUAUAUACUGUACUAUAAGUGAUAGUGCACGAACAACUAUUUACCUCAAAUACAGGAGAGACAUUGAUAUGCAUUGCAGUUUUGCUACUUGGCUAAAGUUGCAUAAUAUAGGUUACAUUAAAGUUGCAAGUUUACAUUCAGUAUCUUGAAAUAUUUUUCAUGUACAUACAAGAUAUUACAGCCAAGACUGUUUAUAUACAUACACAGGAUCCCACAUUUAGAGCACUUGCUGCUCCUACCACAUUGCAUAACUACACAUGUAAGUAUGUAUGUGUAUUGGCUACAGUUUCAUAAAAUACAUUCCUGGGAGAAUUUGUAACUAUACUAAAUUACUUUAAAAUAUAUAUCUCAUCCUAUCCAA
Molecule: messenger RNA, 3715 nt
Organism: Procambarus clarkii (red swamp crayfish)
Lineage: Eukaryota; Metazoa; Arthropoda; Malacostraca; Decapoda; Cambaridae
Gene: Bulli
Product: regulator of MON1-CCZ1 complex protein bulli
Biological process (GO): regulation of autophagy
Cellular component (GO): Mon1-Ccz1 complex; late endosome membrane; lysosomal membrane
Source: RefSeq, a predicted model, not a curated record